AUGGUGGAGAUUGAGACGGAGAGCGGAACGGUAACGGAGACGGCAGCUGAAUCGGUAACUGAGACGGUAACGGAAGCGGAUGGGGACGAGGUGGGUGUGGCGGAAGAGGGGGGUGCGUAUGUUCCCGUGGGGAAGGAUGCGGGGGUUGCGGAAAUUGGGGAUGGGGAGGUUGCGGAGAACGAGGACGCGGGGAUUGCGGAGAACGCGGAGGCGGGGGUUGCGGAGAACGAGGAUGAGGAUGUGGACAAGAAUGGUGGAAGGCAGAGCGAAGAGCGCGGGAAUCCGGAAAAGAAGUUGGGGGGAGACGAAGUGGAAUUACAGAGGGAACCUCCCGCUGUUGAAUCGGGGAAGACCUCGGCCGCCAGGUUUACCCCCUUGAAUGGGUUCCUGCAAGGCAUGAGGGAGUGGCGGCGCAAGCAGGGGCAGAGGGGAGAGGAGGCAACUGGAAGGCGGUUGAGGGGUGUAUCUGCAGGGGAGGGUGUAUCUCAAGGGGAUGGUGUAUCUGCGGGGGAGGGUGUAUCUGCGGGGGAGGAUGUAUCUGCGGGGGAGGGUGUAUCUGCGGGGGAGAGUGUAUCUGCGGGGGAGGGUGUAUCUGCGGGGGAGGGUGUAUCUGCGGGGGAGGGUGUAUCUGCGGGGGAGGGUGUAUCUGCGGGGGAGGGUGUAUCUGCGGGGGAGGGUGUAUCUGCGGGGGAGAGUGUGCCAGCUGCAGCUCUUUUUGCCCGUGUGGUUCAAGCAGACACAAGGACUAAGGCCAUAGCCCAGGACAGCAGCACCACGCUCAUCAUAAGAGACGGGCAUUACGGCUUUGAACCAUGCCGGGGCGAGCUCUCGCACUGGCCCAACCUGAGGUUCGACUACAUCAUCUCAAACGAGUCCGCCAUUCUCUUUCGUUCGGAGCUCAGGGGCCUGGGAGCCAACAUGUCGCAAUCCAUGAAUGCGGGGGACUAUGACGCCGUGAGAGUGAGGAGGGGAGACAAGCUCAACACCGAUGUGUGGCCGCACGUGGCAAACGACACGAGCCCCCCCGCGUAA
Messenger RNA from Closterium sp. NIES-65, 1032 nucleotides. NCBI's taxonomy places the organism in Eukaryota, Viridiplantae, Streptophyta, Zygnematophyceae, Desmidiales, Closteriaceae. The record is from the annotation of a GenBank genome assembly.